This is a messenger RNA of Aspergillus alliaceus, 879 nucleotides long. RefSeq names its product signal recognition particle 14 kDa protein. Bases 193 to 585 code for a protein of 130 amino acids. The transcript is spliced from 2 exons. Gene Ontology annotation, cellular component: signal recognition particle, endoplasmic reticulum targeting. Gene Ontology annotation, molecular function: 7S RNA binding; endoplasmic reticulum signal sequence receptor activity. The record is from RefSeq and is a predicted model, not a curated record. NCBI's taxonomy places the organism in Eukaryota, Fungi, Ascomycota, Eurotiomycetes, Eurotiales, Aspergillaceae. Gene Ontology annotation, biological process: SRP-dependent cotranslational protein targeting to membrane.
UGUGGUUAUGCUGCUCGGUAUCACUCACGCUAGAACCGAGGGGAACUUGGACAGCUUUCAUUCGGUCAAGUACUUUUCAUUUUUCAUUCGGCUUUGGUGUCUUGUUUGUUGGUGACAAGCUUAGGCUACGGGAGGUAAACGUGUUACGCUGCAUACACCGCACAGAAAGCGAAUUUGACGUUUGUUGUCGCAAUGGCACCACAUCUUGGUCAUGAAGAGUUCUUCUCUUCUCUCUCCGACCUUCUAUCCAAGACCUCUCAAAAGACCCGCGGCUCUGUCUUCCUCACUCAGAAGCCUCUCAUCGACACUACUGCUUCAUCAGAGACUGAUCUCUCGUCACGUCCUUCUAUCCUUAUCCGAGCGACGGAUGGUAAUACCAACGCCCCUAAUCCGAAGAACAACAAGGUCGAGAAGAAGACUAUCACGAAAGUCAAGUUGUCGACGAUCGUGGCGCCGGAGGAUCUCGAGACCUUCUAUACUCGCUAUGCGGAGGUGUGCAAGGCAGGGAUGAUGGGGCUGAAGAAGAGAGAUCGCAAGAAGGGCAAGGCUAAGGGGAAAGGAGCUUCGAAGGCGGCUAAAGCCUAGACUUGUUGGGUUUGGGUAUGAGUGGGCACCGAUGCGGCAUGAUUUGAUGAUCUACGGGAAGGAGUGUGUGAUGCCGUUGCGGCUGGGGAUUAUGGUUCAUCAAUCGACUGCUCCCUGAAAAUGGCUCUGUUUGAUUCUUUGCAUUGAUGGCGUUCUCUGGUUUCAACCUGUUUUUAACAUUUAUUCCCCCUCCCCCCCUCUCUUUUCCUUGUUCCUUUCGUGUUGAUAUGUUAGAUAUACAUAUACCUGGACAGGUUGGUGAGUUGAAGAUAUGGACUAGAUCGAGGAAUGAAC